UGAAUUUACUUUUUUUUUUAGAAUUUCCGAAUUUAUACUGAUGUAUUUGUUGUAUUCAAUGCCCUAGGAAUUAAAAGCAGUAAUAUGGAUUGCACAGAUCUAAAUGCUUUCGAAGAUGACAACAACAUUGAGCCUUGUCGUGCGUGUGGCAUUUUUUUCAUAUCAGAUGAUGCUAUUAUUCAGCCAAUAUUUACAAAAGUUGGAGCCGGCGAAAAUUGCAUUGGAAACAUGCCAGAAAUAGUGAAACUUAUGAACGAAUGGAGCCUUCAGGUGGAAGAGAAUGACGGACGACCUCAGAACAUGUGCAGAUCCUGCAUAGCUGAGUUCCAGAAAAUUCUUAAGUUCAAGCGAAGCUGCUUGGAGACGCAGGAACAAUUCAAUGUCCUUGAUUACAAACGAGCUCACAAUGGUAUUAUAAUUAAGAAGGAAAUUGAGCCAGAGCAGACAUUUUGCGGAUUCAUUUAUCUCGAUACAGACGAUGAAGAUGGUAGUGAAGAAGACGGCAGUAGACGAGUCUGUGCUCCCUUGGAUAUACCACAUGUGCCCAUUAAGCUGGAGCACACAGCUCGAGUACCACAAGAUCCACCAUAUCAGACAGCAGCAGAUCAAGUUGCCAAUAAUCUGCCAGAGGAGGCGACAUUUUCCCAAGUCAAGCCACAGGACUUGGCCGUUGAAAAUGGCUUAAGUUCCACACUAUUUGAGAGUUCGCAUAAUGAGAGCCAAGAUAGUGAAGAUGAAGUCAUAAAAUUUACUUAUGACGAUGACUGCGAUGGCGAAGAGCUAACCACGUUGCCAACGCCAACUCAGGAGGAUGGUGUCUACUGCAAGCUAUGCGGACAUGCGUCUCUCACCCAGGAGAAGCACACGGAGCACAUGAAUCGUAUGCAUAUGCUUAAGGAUUGCGAGUGUCAUAUAUGCGGUAAGAAGUUCACUAAUGCCCACGAAUCCCGUUUACGCUUCCAUAUGAAAUGGCACAAGCUGCAAAAGCAUCUCAAGUGUCCUAUCUGCGGCUUCUUCUGCAACUCCAAGGAUACACUCAAGGAGCACAAGCUCGCGGUGCACACACGGGCCAAGUGUGAAUUCUGUGGCAAACAAAUGAAGCAGCAGCAGCUGCAAGCGCACUUAAAUCGGCAUCUUAAAGAACGCGAAGAGGAGCUGGCGCUCAAGUUAAGAUCCAUGCAGACUACAGAAACGGUGGAAACGACAAACACAAUCCAAGAAUCUUGCUUAAUACAGUGCGCCUUUUGCGAGCUCACCUUUAACGAUGCCGAGCAGCUGGAAGGUCAUGUCCGGGAGACGCACACAACAUCGCCAGCGGCGGCGUCUCCAGUGGAGCCCGAUCCAGAUCCUGAGCUGCAUGAAAUUGUUGAUGUGUCAACAAUUUUUCCAGACACUUUCAGCACGCUACUCUCCAGCACAAAUCCAAUUCAAGAUAGUUCCAAUAUCAGCAUACAUUCCGACACAUCGAAUCGUCACAGCGUGGUCAUGUACAAGUGUCCGUUUUGUGCUAAAUCAUUCAAUUUGAAGAUCAAGCUAAAUCGUCAUCUUCAGCUGCAUACUAAGGACUCGUUUUGAGACACAGUUCAACUGGACAGGAAGCACCCACAGAAGCCAUGCCAAUACAAUAUGAUAUAAUUGUUAAAGUUAAUUUCAUCUUUUCCCUCGCUCUAAACUGCAAUCGUUGAAGCGGUGCAGUAAAUAAAACGAAUAUAGCUAUAAGUUUUGGUACAAUUCGACUCAUUAUGUUUGUUUCGAUGAUAUAAUAUUAGAUUUCCAAUAAAUUCAUCAAUUCAUCUAA
This is a messenger RNA of Drosophila innubila, 1798 nucleotides long. It is a transcript of the gene E(var)3-9, whose product is annotated as zinc finger protein 891. Gene Ontology annotation, biological process: regulation of transcription by RNA polymerase II. The transcript is spliced from 4 exons. Gene Ontology annotation, molecular function: DNA-binding transcription factor activity, RNA polymerase II-specific; RNA polymerase II transcription regulatory region sequence-specific DNA binding; zinc ion binding. The record is from RefSeq and is a predicted model, not a curated record. The coding region runs from base 85 to 1575 and encodes 496 amino acids. Lineage: Eukaryota; Metazoa; Arthropoda; Insecta; Diptera; Drosophilidae. Gene Ontology annotation, cellular component: nucleus.